Molecule: messenger RNA, 1395 nt
Organism: Glycine soja
Lineage: Eukaryota; Viridiplantae; Streptophyta; Magnoliopsida; Fabales; Fabaceae
Exons: 1
Coding region: 15-1364 (449 amino acids)
Source: RefSeq, a predicted model, not a curated record
UCUUGUGGGUCAAAAUGGCUGCUUCUGGACCCGUUUUCUCCUUCUUUGGGACUCCGACAAUCACUAUUGCUAAGCUGAACUGGAAAAAUUAUCCCUCAUGGUCUGCUUCCGUGGAGCUUUGGUUUCUUGGCCAAGGACAUCAUGACCACUUGGAGAAACCUUUCGAUUCCGUUCCAAAUGACAAGAGACCUGAAUGGGAGAAGCUUGACUAUCAGCUCUGCGCUGUAUUAUGGCAAUCAGUUGAGCCGGAUAUUUUGGAAAUACUUAGAUCCUUUAAAACGUGUUGUUCUUUUUCGAAGAAGGCUCAAGAAAUCUUUGCUAACGAUAUCCAAAGUCUGUUUGACGCAACCAUGAAAGUUACAGCCCUCAAGCAAACUAGUCAUGACAUGAUCGCUCAUGUGGGUAAGGCUCGAGCUGCCAUAGAAGAGCUAAGAAAGUUCCUUGUAGCUGAUUCAUUGGAAGAAGUGAACAGGAAACUUGACAAGUUCUAUAUGGUCCUUAUUUUGAGGAGCUUACAUUCAGACUUUGAUCAUGUUCAUGAUCAAGUACUUGCUGGGGAUCAAGUUCCAUCUAUGGAUUCCCUCAUCACUAGACUUCUCCGCGUGCCUCAUUUAUUGAAGGAUGAGAAUCCUACCGAUGGUGUGGAGACGUCAGCCAUGGUUGCGUCUCGAGGAAAAGGAGGCAGCCGCAACAACAGAGGAGGUUGGAGUGAAAGGGGUGGACGUCCUCAUUGCACUUAUUGCAAGAGGAUGGGUCACACUCAAGAGAAUUGUUAUUCGUUGCAUGGGUUUCCUGACAAGGUCGCACAAGUCUCUAAAUCAAAGAAGGUAGAGUCUAGAUUUUCUGAUGAGGAGUAUCAAGAGUAUUUGAAGCUUAAAUCCGAGAAACCCAGUAACCAAGCUCAAUCCUCAUCUGUACCAUGUUUUUCAACAGCUUGUAUCUCUGAAUCCAUUGAAGGUUCUAGUCCUUGGAAACUCGACUCAGGUGCCUCUGAUCAUAUUUCUGGUAAUAAGUCCUCCUUUUCAUCCUUCUCUUUUCCAAAAAUUCUUCACCUUGUUACUGUAGCCAACGGUUCCAAAGUUGCGUCUCAAGGAAGUGGUCAAGUUUCAUUAUCUCCUUCUAUGAAAUUGAACUCUGUGUUAUUCAUUUCUCAGUGUCCUUAUAAUCUAAUUUCAUUAAGUCAGUUAACUCGUUCGUUAAAUUGUUCAGUAACCUUUACUGCUAAUUCGUUUGUUAUUCAGGAACGUGGAACGGGGCGACUGAUUGGAGAAGAACAUGAAUCACGAGGACUUUACUACUUGGAAUUGAGUCCACCUGGGCUUGUUUUGCAAUCUCAAAGCCCAAACUUUUGCAUGAUCGUCUAGGUCACCCAAGUUUACCAAAAUUGAAGAUGAU